GAAGCUCUUCUGCUCCGGACUACAUUGCAUGACCAUGUUAUAUUGAAGUCGCUCGCCGCUCUUUUUCGCCCCACCAUAUCUCUUCUACGCCCACUGUAUGAUAUUUCUCUGACUUUCCGAAAAAAUGGCUGCGAAACGGGUAGUUGUCGCGGGUGGUAAUGGGUUUCUGGGUUCGAGAAUCUGCAAGUCCGCUGUCGCUAGGGGCUGGUCGGUCACGUCUCUCAGUCGCUCGGGAGAACCGCGGUGGGAGGUGGUCACAGGCUCUGCCGGCCGUCCCAGCUGGGCAAGCUCCGUUGAAUGGGCCAAGGCCGAUAUCCUGAAACCCGAGACAUACAAGCCUUUUCUGAGUGGGGCCACGGCCGUCGUCCACAGCAUGGGAAUCCUGCUCGAGGCAGACUACAAGGGUGUGGUGCAGGGAAGGGAGCCUAUUCUCAGUGGCCUGCAGAAGGCCUUCAGCGCCGCGAGGCCGGGCAGUCAGAAUCUCAGCGAGAGGCGGGAGGGCGAGCCGCUUGAAGUCAGGGAGCGCAGUGGACAGUUUACGUACGAGCUCAUGAAUAGGGAUUCCGCUAUCGCCCUCGCCCAAGAGACCCACCAUGAACAUGUCCCCACGUUUGUAUACAUCUCCGCUGCGUCAGGAGCACCCGUCCUUCCGAGCCGGUACAUUACAACCAAGAGGGAGGCGGAAUCGAUCAUAGCGGCUCAGUUACCGGAGCUCCGCAACGUCUUCGUGCAGGCGCCCUUUAUGUACGAUGAGAGCAGGAAGUUUACGCUGCCGAUUGCCCUCGGUGGCUUUGUCGGAUCCCAGGUCAAUGCGCUUCUGGGCAACAAGCUUGACUUCCUCGGCUCUAUGGUAACUAAACCACUCAAGGUGGACGACGUGGGCGAAGCCGUAGCAGAGGCACUCGACGAUGAGUCAGUCCGCGGAGCUUUGGGGGUACAAAAGAUUGAGGCCCUAGCCACGAAGGCUUGGAGGAAAAGCAUGCUUUGAGCAUUAAUUUGGUAAAUUGGAUGACAAAACCGCACUGUGUGCAAUAAGCCCUUCUCAAGUCCAAGAGGGCUGGCCACUGGCCGAUUGUUGCCUGUGAUGGAGACAAGCAUAGAUAUUCCAAGCGUGUAGGCAGCUCUUGGAAGGGUUGCAAAGAAACACUACUCCGAUGCUGGAAAGCGAGCAGCGACGUGAUGCUGUUCUAGUGUAUUAUACAGAAAAUGCUGCCAAUCGAUACCCCCUAUCUUUCUCUUC
This is a messenger RNA of Aspergillus homomorphus CBS 101889, 1240 nucleotides long. RefSeq names its product ubiquinone biosynthesis protein COQ11 (gene horA). The transcript is spliced from 5 exons. The record is from RefSeq and is a predicted model, not a curated record. Gene Ontology annotation, cellular component: mitochondrion. Bases 125 to 988 code for a protein of 287 amino acids. Lineage: Eukaryota; Fungi; Ascomycota; Eurotiomycetes; Eurotiales; Aspergillaceae. Gene Ontology annotation, molecular function: protein-containing complex binding.